AUGACGUUUUUCUUUCUUUUAUUCUCUUCAUUUUGCAUCCUGUCAUUAUCUUACAUAUUUUUUCCCGCUGUUUACUUUGCUUACGUUCCUAUCUUUCUUUUUUUCUUUCUUUCUUUCUUUCUUUCUUUCAGACUUUGUAGACGUUUCUACUUUCUUUCUUUCUUUCUUUCUUUCUUUGUUUCUUUCUUUCUUUCAGACUUUGCAGACGUUUCUUUUUUUUUUCUUUCAGACUUUGUAGAAUUUUCUUCUUUGUUUCUUUGUUUCUUUUUUUUUCUUUCUUUCAGACUUUGUAGACGUUUCUUCUUUCUUUCUUUCUUUCUUUCUUUUUUUCUUUCAGAUUUACUUUGUAAACGUUUCUUCUUUUCUUUCUUUCUUUUUUUCUUUCUUUCUGUCAGACUUUGUAGACGUUUCUUCUUUCUUCCAUCCUUCCUUUCUUUCUUUCUUUCUUUCCUUCUUUCUUUCUUUCUUUCUUUCUUUCUUUCUUUCUUUCUUUCUGUCAGACUUUUCGUUUCUUCUUUCUUUCUUUUUUCUUUCUUUCUUUCUUUCUUUCUUUAUUUCUUUCUUUCUUUCUUUCUUUCUUUCAGACUUUGUAGUCGUUUCUUCUUUCUUUCUUUCUUUCUUUCAGACUUUACGUUCUUUCUUUCUUUCUUUCUUUCCUUCUUUCUUUCCUUCUUUCUUUCUUUCUCUCUUUCAGACUUUGUAGAUAUUUCUUCUUUCUUUCUUUCUUUCUUUCUUUCUUUUCUUUCAGACUUUGUAGUUUCUUUUCUUUCUUUCUUUCUUUAUUUCUUUCUUUCUUUCGGACUUUGUAGUCGUUUCUUCUUUCUUUCUUUCUUUUUUCUUUCUUUCUUUCUUUCUUUCUUUCUUUCAGACUUUGUAGACGUUUCUUCUUUCUUUCCUUCUUUCAUACUUAGUAGAUGUUUCUUCUUUCUUUCUUUCUCUCUUUCAGACUUUGUAGACGUUUGUUCUUUCUUUCUUUCUUUCUUUCUUUUUUCAGACCUUGUUGACGUUUCUUCUUUCUUUCUUCCUUUCUUUAUUUUAGACUUUGUAGACGUCUCUUCUUUCUUUCUUUCUUUCUUUCUUUCUUUCUUCCUUCCUUUCUUUCUUUCUUUCUUUUCUUUCUUUCUGUUUUCUUUUCAGACUUUACUUUGUAGACGUUUCUUCUUUCUUUCUUUCUUUCUUUCUUGUUUCAGACUUUGUAGACGUUUCUUCUUUCUUUCUUCCUUUCUUUAUUUCAGACUUUGUAGACGUCUCUCUUUCUUUCUUUCUUCCUUCCUUUCUUUCUUUCUUUCUUUCUGUCUUUCUUUCAGACUUUGUAGACGUUUCUUCUUUCUUUCUUUCUUUCUUUCUUUCUUUCUUUCUUUCUUUUCUUUCUUUCUUUCUUUCAGACUUUGUAGACGUUUCUUCUUUCUUUCUUUCUUUCUUUCUUUCUUUCUUGUUUCAGAUUUUGUAGACGUUUCUUCUUUCUUUCUUCCUUUCUUUAUUUCAGACUUUGUAGACGUCUCUCUUUUCUUCUUCCUUUCUUUCUUUCUUUCUUUCAGACUUUGUAGACGUUUCUUCUUUCUUUCUUUCUUUCUUUCUUUCUUUCUUUCUUUCAGACUUUGUAGACGUUUCUUCCUUUCUUUCAUUCUUUCUUUUAAAUUAAAUCUUUCUCUUUUGAGCAUUCGCUCUCUUUUAAUAACUUGA
Acanthosepion pharaonis is the source of this 1683-nucleotide messenger RNA. The record is from the annotation of a GenBank genome assembly. NCBI's taxonomy places the organism in Eukaryota, Metazoa, Mollusca, Cephalopoda, Sepiida, Sepiidae.